Molecule: messenger RNA, 1256 nt
Organism: Hydractinia symbiolongicarpus
Lineage: Eukaryota; Metazoa; Cnidaria; Hydrozoa; Anthoathecata; Hydractiniidae
Product: DNA-directed RNA polymerase III subunit RPC4-like
Exons: 1
Coding region: 57-1181 (374 amino acids)
Biological process (GO): transcription by RNA polymerase III
Cellular component (GO): RNA polymerase III complex
Molecular function (GO): DNA binding
Source: RefSeq, a predicted model, not a curated record
AUCUAUUUGUUUUUUAUAGGAUUAAAAAUAUAUAAUACGAUAAGUCAGUGACAAUCAUGGCGGAGGAUAAAAAAAAUAUUGACAGAAAGCUAUCAUCGCUAAGUCGUUUUGGACUAAGGGGUCGUGGUAGUGGUGCUGGUCCAUCAAGACUACCAUCUUUAAAGCCUGCACGGGAUCUAACAUUGGGAGGUACACCAAAAAGAACUUUUACACCUAAUAUUGUUGCUAGAGGUGUUAAAAAAGAAGAAGUUAAAGAUAGUAAAGAUCCACGUCAUAAAAGAGAGAGAGGUAGAGGCCGUGGUUUUAGAGGGCGUGGAAGAGGGAGAGGCAGGGGUGAAAUAAUUUCCACAUCUAGUAUAUUUUCACAAGGACCUGCAGCUCAACAAACUUUAGCACGAGCCCUUACGGGUGGCAGUAGUUUUUUUGGAGGAGGUGGUCAAAAUAGAGAUGAUGGACCAACCAGCUCAAAAGCCACCAUUCAUAAUAUUAAAGGGACACAAGAAGAUGACGUUGAUUCAAAUAAAGUAUUUGAAAUGCUUGAAGAAGAAGGAAAAAUUGAAAUCAACGAAAACAAUGGUGGACUAAUGCCAAUAACUUUACCACUUGCAUCCAAGUUAGUUCAUAAAAUUAAACAAGAUGAUGUAAAAACUGAAAGUGAAUUAAGUCAAGACGAAGAUGAGAAGAAACCUGUUAAAAAGGAAUUCAAAAAACCUGUUGCAAAAACACAAGAGACAUUACCUAUUGUAGAAAUGACUGACUUGUUUAAGCCUGGGGCACCUGAAGGAAAAUUAUUUUUCUUGCAACUUCCAGAUACGUUACCAAUCAAACCAUUGUCACACGAGGAUGACGAUAUAAAAAUAGAAUCCAGUACAAAAACUGAAACCAGUCAUGAUGACAUUGAAGAACAUUUAAAGAGAUUUACAUUUCAAAAUGUCUCCGAGGGUUAUAUAGGUAAACUACGGAUUUAUGAAUCAGGAAAAGCAACAAUGCAACUUGGAAAUGUUGCAUUAAAUGUCUCUCUAGGAACUCCAUGCGGUUUUUUACAAGACUUAGUUUCUAUUCACUCUGAAAAGGACCCUGCUGAAAUGAUAUGUCUAGGCCAUGUAAAUCAUAGAUUCAUUGCCGUUCCAGAUUAUGAGUCGUUAUUAGGAGGAGAGGAAGACACGGAUGAUGAUUCGUAGCACUUUAUUCUUUCCCUAAAUUAAAUUUUGUUUCGUCCAAUGUUGUUUUGUUGACAAAUAUAUACAAGAAAUUCA